AUGAGUCCCCACACAGGGCUGGUGAGCCGCCUGCGGGCAGCCUGGCUCUCGGGGAAGACGCGGCCCAUGGAGUACUGCGUGGCCCAGCUGGAGGCCCUGGGACGUGUCCUGGAUGAGAAGCAGGACAUCCUGGAGGCCACCGCCUCGGACACAUGGUCGGGGAAGACGCGGCCCAUGGAGUACCGCGUGGCCCAGCUGGAGGCCCUGGGUCGCUUCGUCCUGGAUGAGAAGCAGGACAUCCUGGAGGCCACCGCCUCGGACAUGGGCAAGCCGCCCUUUGAAGUGGAGCUCUCCGAGAUCUCCGUUUGCAGGAGUGAGCUCAACCACACGUUCAACAACCUGGGCACCUGGAUGAAGGACGAGCAGGUGGAGAAGAACUGGGCAAUGCAGCUGGACUCGGCCUUCAUCCACAAGGACUAGUACGGAGUGGUGCUCAUCAUCAGGCCCUGGAACUACCACAUUAACCUCCUCCUGGUGCCCCUCAUCGGGGCCAUUGCUGCUGGUAACUGCGUUGUCAUGAAAUCCUCCAAAAUCAGCAGGAACCUGGAGAGGUUAGUGGCCGAGACGCUGCCCAGGUACCUGGACAAGGACUGCUUUGCCGUGGUGACCGCUGGCGCGGAGGAGACCACCAGACUGCCGGAGAACAAGUUCAACUACAUCUUCUUCACCGGCAGCCCCUCCGUGGGGAGGAUCGUGAUGGCAGCCGCUGCCAAGCACCUGACGCCCGUGACGCUGGAGCUGGGGGGCAAGAACCCCUGCUACGUGUCCGACACCUGCGACGUGCAGAACGUGGCCCGGCGGGUGGCCUGGGGCCGCUUCUUCAACGCGGGGCAGACCUGCAUCGCGCCCGACUACGUGCUGUGCAGCGUGGAGAUGCAGGAGAAGCUGAUGCCCGCCCUGCGCGAGGCCAUCGCUGAGUAUUAUGGCCCCAACCCUUGGGAGCCCCCUGACUUCGCUUGCGUCGUGGGGGACAAGCAGUUCCAGUGGGCGCAGGCGCUGCUGCGCAGCGGGCACGCGGCCAUCGGAGGACAGACGGAUGCAGAGGCGCGCUACAUCGCCCCCACGGCGCUGGUGGAUGUGCAGCAGGAUGAGCCCCUCAUGCAGGAGGAGUUCUUUGGGCCCAUCCUCACGGUGGCCAGCGUGGACGACGCCAUCACCUUCAUCAACACCCAGGAGCGGCUGCUGGCCCUCUACAUCUUCUCCUCCUGCAAGAAGGCGGUGAACCGGGUGCCGGAGCAGACGAGCAGCGGCGGCUUCUGCGCCAACGACACCAUCAUGCACGUGACACUCACCUCGCUGCCCUUCGGCGGCACCGGUACAUCCAUCCCCAGGAACAGGGCCCCCCUGGGCUCCCCGCCACGGCCCCGGGCGCUCUCCGAGCGUGAGCCCAUCCUCGACCCCUCCCUGCACCAGCACCUCGACCGCAAGAUCAACUUCGUGGCCGGUGUCAUUCACCCGUGGCGGGUGAGCGCCUUUGAGCGGCUGCUGUGGCGCGCCUGCCGUGGCUACCUGGUGGCUAGCUUCGUGGAGAUGCCCGAGCCCAUGGAGGACCCGGCCACGGGUGAGAGCAUCACCUGGGUCAUCUUCCUCAUCUCCUACUGGGGCGAGCAGAUCGGGCAGAAGAUCCGCAAGAUCUCGGACUGCUUCCACUGCCACGUGUACCCCUACCCGGAGAGCGUGGCCAGCCGGGCGGGCGCCAUGAGCGGGCUGCUCAGCCAGAUCCAGGACCUCAGCGUGGUGCUGGAGGAGACGGAGCAGUACCUGGCGCAGGUGCUGGACAAGGUGGUGCUGGUGCUGCCCACCUGGCGGGUGCAGGUGCAGAAGAUGAAGGCCAUCUACCUCGUCCUCAACCAGUGCAGCUUCGAUGUCACCGAGAAGUGCCUCAUCGCCGAGGUCUGGUGCCCCGUGCGGGACCUCACCCAAGUGCAGGACGCUCUGCGCCAGGGAUCGUACAAGAGCGGCUCGAGCGUGGAGUGCUUCGUGCAGCGCAUCCCCACCUCAGAGAGCCCCCCCACCCUCAUCCGCACCAACUCCACCGCCGGAGCAUCGUGGACGCCUAUGGCCUAUGGUGGGGUGGCCAGCUACCAGGAGGUGAACCCUGCGCCCUACGCCAUCAUCACCUUCCCCUUCAUCUUCGCCAUCAUGUUUGGGGAUGUGGGGCACGGGCUGCUCAUGUUCCUCUUCGCUCUCUGGAUGGUGCUGUACGAGAACAGCCCCAGCCUGCGGCAGGCCAGCAACGAGAUCUGGCUGACGUUCUUUGAGGGGCGCUACCUCAUCCUGCUCAUGGGGGCCUUCUCCAUCUACACCGGCUUCAUCUACAACGAGUGCUUCAGCAAAGCCACCGUCAUCUUCCCCUCCGCCUGGAGCGUGGCCACCAUGGCCAACCACUCCUCCUGGAGCUCUGCCUACCUUGCCACCCACCCGUCCCUCACCCUGGACCCCAACGUCACCGGCGUCUUCCAAGGGCCAUAUCCUUUCGGGAUCGACCCAAUCUGGAGCUUGGCCACCAACCACCUCAACUUCCUCAACUCCUUCAAGAUGAAGAUGUCCGUGGUGCUGGGCGUCGUGCACAUGGGCUUCGGCGUCCUGCUGGGGGUCUUCAACCACGUGCACUUCCAGCAGCGGCACCGGCUGGUGCUGGAGCUCCUGCCCGAGAUGGUUUUCCUCCUGGCGCUCUUCGGCUACCUCGUCUUCCUCAUCUUCUACAAGUGGGUCAAGUUCAGUGCCGCCGACUCCAUGGUGGCCCCCAGCAUCCUCAUCCACUUCAUCGACAUGUUCCUCUUCACCUCCAACGCCGACAACCUCCCGCUCUACCGGGGGCAGGUGCCGGUGCAGACCGUGCUGGUGGUGCUGGCGCUGGCGUCAGUGCCCAUCCUGCUCCUGGGGACACCGCUCUACCUGUGCUGCCGGCGGCGCGCGCUGAGGACGGGCCGCCCUGCGGUAAGGGCUGCAGUGAUGGACGAGACCCACUCGGAGCGGCAGGAGGCCGGCAACUCCGUCAACGCCACCAAGGAGGACGUGGAGAGCGGGGGGCAUGGCCCCGACUCCGAGCACUUGGACUUCGCCGAGAUCUUCAUGCACCAGGCGAUCCACACCAUCGAGUACUGCCUGGGCUGCGUCUCCAACACCGCGUCCUUCCUGCGGCUCCGGGUUGAGCUGGAUGAUCUCCGAGUCCCAGGCUGA
This is a messenger RNA of Aptenodytes forsteri (emperor penguin), 3183 nucleotides long. Its product is annotated as V-type proton ATPase 116 kDa subunit a-like. The transcript has 24 exons. Gene Ontology annotation, biological process: proton transmembrane transport; vacuolar acidification. The record is from RefSeq and is a predicted model, not a curated record. Gene Ontology annotation, molecular function: proton-transporting ATPase activity, rotational mechanism; ATPase binding; oxidoreductase activity, acting on the aldehyde or oxo group of donors, NAD or NADP as acceptor. Lineage: Eukaryota; Metazoa; Chordata; Aves; Sphenisciformes; Spheniscidae. Gene Ontology annotation, cellular component: proton-transporting V-type ATPase, V0 domain; plasma membrane; vacuolar proton-transporting V-type ATPase complex.